This is a messenger RNA of Myxocyprinus asiaticus (Chinese sucker), 2731 nucleotides long. RefSeq names its product methylmalonyl CoA mutase (gene mmut). Gene Ontology annotation, cellular component: mitochondrion. The coding region runs from base 153 to 2426 and encodes 757 amino acids. Lineage: Eukaryota; Metazoa; Chordata; Actinopteri; Cypriniformes; Catostomidae. The transcript is spliced from 13 exons. The record is from RefSeq and is a predicted model, not a curated record. Gene Ontology annotation, molecular function: methylmalonyl-CoA mutase activity; cobalamin binding; metal ion binding.
UGGAGGUCAACAAUUUAAUGGUCUUGGCUGAAUUCGUUUGAUUUUCCCAUGAUAUCAAGCAAAGAGACACUGAGUUUGAAGGUUGGCCUUAAAAUACAUCCACAGCUCUCAUGAAUAACUAACCCUGCGGUCACCUACGCAGUGGACACAACAUGUUGACUGCACGGAAGGCAUGUGCGUCAUUGACGGCCAGACGACUACUUGGAGCGUCUGUAUCCAUGACCCUUGACCCCCAGUGCCACCCAAGACAGUACCGUACCGCCGCCCCACACCAGGAUAAAGUGAAGAUCCAUGAGGGCUGGGCCAACCUGGCCAGGAAACAGCUGAAAGGGAAAAAUCCAGAGGAUCUGAUCUGGAGGACCCCAGAGGGCAUCUCAAUCAAACCCGUGUACACACAGACAGAUACUGCUGCAGUCAAAGAUGAACUGCCGGGAGUGUACCCCUUCACCCGGGGGCCGUACCCCACCAUGUACACUUACAGACCCUGGACCAUCAGACAGUAUGCAGGAUUCAGCACUGUAGAGGAGAGCAAUAAGUUUUAUAGGGAUAACAUUAAAGCUGGCCAGCAAGGCCUUUCUGUGGCCUUUGACCUUCCAACACACAGAGGUUACGACUCAGACAAUCCCAGAGUGCAUGGAGAUGUAGGGAUGGCAGGUGUGGCUAUCGACACAGUGGAAGACACCAAACUGCUCUUUGAUGGCAUUCCACUGGAGAAGAUGUCUGUAUCCAUGACGAUGAACGGAGCCGUCAUUCCCAUUCUAGCCAUGUUCAUCGUGACCGGAGAGGAGCAGGGCGUGCCCAAGGAGAAACUGACCGGAACCAUUCAGAACGACAUCCUAAAAGAGUUCAUGGUGCGAAACACGUACAUCUUCCCUCCAGAGCCGUCAAUGCAUGUCAUCGCUGACAUCUUUGCGUACACCUCAAAGAAUAUGCCCAAGUUUAAUUCUAUUUCCAUCAGUGGAUACCACUUACAAGAAGCUGGUGCUGAUGCCAUCCUGGAGUUGGCCUACACAAUUGCCAAUGGACUGGAGUACUGCAGGACAGGUGUAAAGGCUGGACUGACUAUCGAUGAGUUUGCGCCCAGAUUGUCUUUCUUCUGGGGAAUCGGCAUGAACUUCUACAUGGAAAUAGCCAAGCUGAGGGCAGCACGCAGACUGUGGGCUACACUUCUCAAAGAGAAGUUCCAACCCAAGAACUCUAAAUCCCUGCUGCUGAGAACUCACUGUCAGACGUCUGGAUGGUCACUGACUGAGCAGGACCCUUACAACAAUGUUAUCCGGACUGUGAUCGAGGCAAUGGCUGCAGUAUUCGGGGGCACACAGUCGCUGCACACUAACUCUUUUGAUGAAGCUCUGGGUCUGCCCACAGUUAAAAGCGCUCGCAUCGCCCGCAAUACACAGAUCAUUAUCCAGGAGGAGUCGGGCAUCCCAAAAGUGGCGGACCCUUGGGGCGGAUCCUACAUGAUGGAGGCCCUCACCAACAACGUGCAUAACUCUGCACUUAAGUUCAUCACUGAGAUUGAAGAGAUGGGAGGAAUGGCUCGCGCCGUGGCCGAGGGAAUCCCCAAACUGCGCAUUGAGGAAUGUGCAGCCCGCAGACAAGCGCGCAUUGAUUCAGGUUCAGAGGUCAUUGUAGGGGUCAACAAGUACCGCCUGGAGAAGGAAGAGUCUGUGGAUGUGCUGGCCAUCGACAACACAGCUGUGCGUAACAAGCAGAUUGAGAAACUGAGGAAGGUCAGAGAGAGCAGGGAUGCAGAGGCAGUGAAGAGAUGCCUGGCUGCAAUCGAACAGUGUUCACGUACCAGAGACGGAAACCUGCUGGAGCUCGCCGUGGAGGCUGCAAGGGCACGGUGUUCGGUUGGGGAGAUCACGGAUUCAAUGAAAGCUGUUUUUGGAGAGCACAAGGCCAGCACGCGUAUGGUGAGCGGGGCGUACCGCAGCGAGUUCGGCGAGCACGAGGAGAUCGCACUGGCACACGACAGGGUCGUACAGUUUAAAAAGCAUGAAGGAAGGAAUCCACGUCUACUCGUGGCCAAAAUGGGGCAGGACGGUCAUGAUAGAGGGGCAAAGGUAAUCGCCACCGGAUUUGCAGACCUCGGCUUUGAUGUGGACGUCGGCCCUCUUUUUCAGACCCCACUGGAGGUCGCCCAGCAGGCUGUGGAUGCAGACGUGCAUUGCGUGGGAGUGAGCACACUUGCAGCGGGACACAAGACCCUCGUACCCGAGCUUAUCAAAGAGCUGAGUAACCUCAACCGGCCCGAUAUCUUGGUCAUCUGUGGAGGCGUCAUACCGCCACAGGACUACGAUUUCCUCUACGAGAGUGGCGUCAGCUGUAUCUUCGGCCCGGGAACCAGAAUUCCUCAAGCAGCCAUGGAGGUUCUCAGCAACAUCGAAAAAAGCCUGGAGAAGAACCGACAGGCUAUGUAACCACCGAACAAUCUGUCUUCAUUUGCCAUAUGUCUUCUGCACUUAUUAACAUCUUGAAAUGAUCACUUCUCAGCCUUUCGACUAAGAUCAAGUGCAAAACAUAAAUGUAAUGUUAUUGGCUGCGAAUUAUUACUUUGAAAGUCCUUUGGUAGUCCAAUAGUUAUUGUAGCAUAAUGUAAUCAAAGUGAAAUAAAUGAUUCCCACAGUUGUGUUAUAUUUCUGAUUGAAAAAGUGCAACAGCAUUUAUUUGUUUUGUCUACAAUUUGUAUAGUUUGACAUGAUGCAUUAAAACUUGCCAUCACUUA